UUUGCCUCAAAUUGGCCACACAACUUGUCAACAAAUUUCUUGGUGCAUUAUUCAGAUGUCGUCCAGUGAGUUUGACCGGUGCCGAGCAACUUUUACUCGAUACGCAUUCACUGAAGACGUUUCUCUUGUCGAUGCCAUCCGUGGAAUCGUCAAUCAGCACUAAACCACCGACUGUUUAUACGAAUGGAGUGGUUAAAACAAUGACAAAAGCAGAAAUGAUUCUGAAGAUGGUAAUGUCAGAGACGAACUCAGCAGAAGAUUUUGUGUCUGCAUAUUCGCGAUUGUUACCCGAGUCAGAUUCAUCGGAGCUGCAGAAAGUUCUCGAAAUGAAGGCGAUACGACGGCAAGAGCAAACGUCAAUCAUCCAGCUCUAUCGCACGCAAAUAGAAGGACAUUCGCCUGCAACUUCGAAUCUUAAUUCAGGUUUUGUUUGCCGCUUCCAACUUUUCUUAUUUAUUCAUUCAUUUAUCUAUCUAUUCAUUAAUUAA
This is a messenger RNA of Anisakis simplex (herring worm), 488 nucleotides long. NCBI's taxonomy places the organism in Eukaryota, Metazoa, Nematoda, Chromadorea, Rhabditida, Anisakidae. The record is from the annotation of a GenBank genome assembly.